AUGAUGUUGCUCAAACUGAUCCUUCUCCUGGUAGCAUUCGUCUCCACAGCCAUCUCAUAUGGGAACCCUGGCGCAUGCUCAAACGCUUGCAACGUCCACGAUCCAGCGGUAAUACGCCGUGACUCUGACGGAACCUACUUCCGAUUCUCUACCGGUAACAAGAUCCAAAUCGCGACCUCCUCGUCACUUUCUGGACCAUGGACUAUCAAAGGUAGUGCUCUCUCCAUGGGGUCCAAGAUCAACCUUGCCGGUAAUCAGGAUCUUUGGGCCCCGGACGUGACGAAGGUCGGGGAUAAUUACUAUCUCUACUACUCUGUCUCCACCUUCGGUUCUCAGGAGAGCGCUAUCGGAGUUGCCACUUCGAAGACUAUGGACCCCGGGACCUGGACGGAUUAUGGGCGUACAGGAGUUGUUAGUCACGCCGGCAGUGCAUACAAUGCUAUUGACGGCAACGUUGUGCUUGCUGGGGAUGGCUCUUACUAUAUGUCCUUUGGGAGUUUCUGGGGCGAUAUAUAUAACGUUCCCAUGAACAAUCCACCACUCACUGCCUCGGGUAGUUCCACCAGGAUUGCGUAUAAUUCCACCGGAUCACAUGCCAUCGAGGGCUCAUUUAUAUGGUAUCGGAGUCCGUACUACUACCUCUUCUUCUCUGCCGGGACCUGCUGUGGAUAUGAUUCCAACCGGCCGGCUCCAGGCAUGGAAUACAGAAUCAAUGUCUGCAGAUCCACUUCUGUAAAUAGAGAAUAUGUCGAUAAGAACGGUGUAUCGUGCACUGCCAAAGGGGGAAGCACCGUCCUUGCCUCGCAUGAUAAUGUCUACGGUCCUGGUGGGCAGGGUGUAUUCCUUGAUAACGUUUCCGGUGGCGAGGUUCUUUACUACCACUACGUCGACACUACGAUUGGAUAUGGAGAUGGCCAGAAGAGGUUCGGUUGGAAUCUUAUUAAUUGGAGUACCGGCUGGCCUGUGGUUUAG
Molecule: messenger RNA, 972 nt
Organism: Tuber melanosporum (Perigord truffle)
Lineage: Eukaryota; Fungi; Ascomycota; Pezizomycetes; Pezizales; Tuberaceae
Exons: 5
Coding region: 1-972 (323 amino acids)
Biological process (GO): carbohydrate metabolic process
Molecular function (GO): arabinan endo-1,5-alpha-L-arabinosidase activity
Source: RefSeq, a predicted model, not a curated record